CAAUCACACUUGUAUAAAACAAGAAUGUACAUCGAAACUUAUAAAAUAUAAAAGAAUUACACAAUAUUAUUACACUAACGCAAAUGACAAAAACUAAUCAGCGAAAUUAGUUUUAUAUUCUUAUUAUAAUACCCCUAAAUUUGUUCCAUUUCCGGAUUCAAAAACUUCAUCUUGCAUUUGUAUCAAUCCAAAAAAGAAACAACAGAAAACACUUUGGCUAAACACCGAAAAUGGUUAAGAUUGAAUGAGAAAAAGUCGAAAUAAUAACAAGUUUAACAACCACUUGUUGUCUUAAAAGGAAUAUUCCACACAAAUCAUCCCAAAAUUCUUUCCUAUAUUCCAAAAUACCACCCCAAAAAUCCAAACAAAAUCACACGAAAUUACACGUGGCAACAAACGACACCCACCUUAAAAAAAACAAGUCUAUUUCUCCGCAAUUUGGCGCACAACAAAUCCUCCUCUCCUUCCCCUCCAUUUCAUUUCUCCUCCACAUUAUAUUAUACAAAAGUGAAACUACAAAAUUAUUUAAAUUCUCAAAUCCUUCAUAAUUUAUAGUGAUUGUUUGAUUGUUACAUUGAUUAGAUAUGUCGUCGGCGGCAACGGAGAAGUUGCUCGGCGACAGUGAGCGGGUGCACUACACACCAAUGCAGCCGGCGUCGUCGGCGAAAACAACUUUGUUACGGCAAGGCUCUGAUAUUACGGCGGCGAUGUAUUCUCCGAUUUUCGAGGAACUUCCAAAGGCGACGAUAUUGUCUGUAUCAAGGCCUGAUGUUAGUGAUAUUACUUCUCUGCUUCUUUCUUACACUUACACCAUUGAAGUCCAGUACAAGCAGUUCAGGUGGCUGCUACAAAAGAAAGCUACGCAAGUUCUCUCCUUGCACAUUUCUUUGAAGAAACGAGCAAUCUUUGAGGAAUUUCAUGAGAAGCAAGAGCAGGUGAAAGAAUGGCUUCAUAAUCUAGGAAUAUUAGAUCAUGCAGCAGUGAUGCAUGAUGACGAUGAUUUUGAUGAUGAUGUAGUUCGCGCUCACCAGGAUAGUAGUUCACGUUAUCACAACAUUCCCUCUAGAGCUGCCUUUUCCAUCAUCAAUCCAUCUGUUGGGAGGCAGGAGUUCGUUGCAGAAAAAGCAAAGGUCGCAAUGCAGGGAUAUUUCAAUCACUUUUUAGGCAACUUGGAAAUUGUAAAUUCUCGACCGGUGUGUAAGUUUUUGGAGGUAUCCAAACUAUCAUUUCUACAAGAAUAUGGCCCAAAGUUGAAAGAGGAUUAUGUGUCAGUGAAUCAUCUAGUGAGAAUGCCACGGAAAAAUGUCACUAGACACUGUUUUCCUUGUCAGUUGUUCGGUUGUUGCCGAUGGCAAAAGGUGUGGGCUGUGCUAAAACCUGGCUUCUUAGCCUUUCUAGAAGAUCCUCUUGAUAUGAAAUUAUUGGACAUAAUUAUUUUUGAUUCAUUACCAUCCUCAUGUAAUGAAAAAGUAUAUCUAGCUUAUGAGAUCAAAAGCCGCAAGCCUCUACAUUAUUCGUUUAAGAUCUCCUGUGGCAACUGGAGUGUAAGGCUGAGAACUUCCAGCAGUAACAAAGUCAAAGACUGGGUAGCUGCAAUUAAUGAUGCUGUUCAAAGGCCACCUGAGGGUUGGUGCCAUCCUCAUCGUUUUGGCUCUUUUGCACCCCAAAGGAAGAGUGACGAUGGGAGCGAGGCUCAAUGGUUCAUAGAUGGGGAAUCGGCAUUUGAUGCUAUUGCUACAGCCAUUGAGAAUGCUAAGGCAGAGAUAUAUAUUACUGGUUGGUGGCUCUGCCCAGAGCUAUAUCUGAGGCGUCCUUAUCGGAAUCAUGAGUCCUCCCGGUUAGAUGUCUUACUUGAAUCUAAGGCGAAGGAAGGAGUUCAGAUUUAUGUACUUCUUUACAAGGAGGUUUCUAUAGCUUUAAAAAUUAACAGUCUUUAUAGUAAAAGAAGACUCCUCAACAUUCAUGACAAUGUGAGAGUGUUGCGCUAUCCUGACCAUUUGGCAACUGGAAUAUAUUACUGGUCACACCAUGAAAAGAUCGUAGUUGUUGAUAACCAAAUAUGCUUUAUUGGAGGCCUUGAUUUGUGCUUUGGACGUUAUGACACAGUUAGUCACAGAGUGGGUGAUCUUCCUUCCCAAGUUUAUCCAGGAAAAGAUUAUUACAACCCCAGAGAGUCAGAACCAAAUUCUUGGGAAGACAUGAUGAAAGACGAAUUGGAUCGCCAAAAAUAUCCUCGUAUGCCAUGGCAUGAUGUUCACUGUGCUCUUUGGGGACCACCCUGUCGUGAUGUUGCUAGGCACUUUGUUCAGCGGUGGAACUAUGCUAAGAAAAGUAAAGCUCCAUAUCAACGGACAAUACCUCUGCUCAUUCCUCGUCAUCACAUGGUUCUUCCCCAUUAUUUAAGAAGUACAGAGAUUAACAUCCCGAAGAAUGAGGAGCGACAUAGUGAAAACACAAAUAGACAGGAUCUCUUUUCUCCAGAAUCACCAGAACUGGAUGUCCCACUGCUUCUGCCUCGAGAUUCAGAAGCAGUAGAUGCAUCAAGAUGUAAUAAUACUGUUCAAAAUAUUCAAAAUAACUUUGAUUGGACAAACGAGGAACAUGGAAAUUCAUCUUUCCAUGAUGCUAAAGUUGAAUCUGUAACCCAACAUACACAACUCGAUGAGUUAGUCGAUCAAGCUCAACCUGAAAACAUGUCUGAUAAAAUGCUGUCCUCUUCUACUCCGAAUUCAAUUGAGUGGUGGGAGGCACAAGAGCGAGGUAAACAGGUUGAUUUCACGAGUAAACCUUCCCAAAUUGGUCCCCGUACUUCAUGUCAUUGUCAGAUUAUCAGAAGUGUUAGCCAUUGGUCAGCUGGAACAAGCCAAGAUGAAGAAAGUAUUCAUAAAGCUUAUUGUUCCCUUAUUGAGCAAGCAGAACACUAUAUUUAUAUUGAGAAUCAAUUUUUCAUAUCAGGCCUUGAAGAAGAUGACAUAAUACAGAAUCGAGUCAUGGAGGCUUUAUGUAGGCGUAUACUCCUAGCACAAAAACAACAAAAAUGCUUCAGAGUUAUUAUAGUCAUACCUCUGCUGCCGGGAUUUCAGGGUGGUAUGGAUGAUGCUGGUGCAGCUACUGUGAGAGCCUUAAUGCAUUGGCAAUAUCGAACCAUUUGCAGAGGAGAAAACUCAAUAUUCCAUAAACUUAAGGCUGAACUUGGUUCGAAGACAGAUGAUUACAUUUCAUUUUAUGGCCUUAGAACAUAUGGCAGGCUUUAUGAAGGUGGACCUCUGGUCACCAGCCAGGUAUAUGUCCAUAGCAAGCUGAUGAUAAUUGAUGACCGUAUUGCUUUAGUUGGGUCAUCCAACAUCAAUGACAGGAGCUUGCUUGGAUCAAGAGAUUCUGAGAUUGGAGUAGUUAUUGAAGAUAAAGAGUUUAUAGAGUCAUCUAUGAAUGGACAGUCUUGGAUGGCCGGAAAAUUCAGCUCAAGUCUCCGGCUUUCCCUAUGGGCUGAGCAUCUUGGACUCUCUGCUGGAGAGAUGAAUCAGAUCAAAGAUCCUGUGGCUGACAAAACAUACAAAAAUUUAUGGAUGGAAACUGCCAAGGCAAAUGCUUUGAUUUAUGACGUCGUCUUUGGAUGCACACCAAAUGAUCGUAUACACUCCAAGAAUGCUUUUAGACAAGAAAUGUCGCAGUUAACAGAGAGUAUUGGUUAUACAACCAUAGAUUUUGGUGUAGCGCCUCAAGUGGUAAAGUUUUAUGAAGAUGGGAUGCUUAAGACAUCAGACCCUCUAGAGAUGUUAAAAUCGGUCAAGGGUAACAUUGUUUGCUUUCCCUUGGAAUUCAUGAAGCACGAAGAUUUGAGACCUAUGUUCCACGAAGGAGAGUUUUAUACUUCUCCUGAAGUAUUUCACUAGCAUGCUUUCCAUUUCAUGGUAAGCAUACAUAAAACAUUUAGUUGUGACUUGUGAAUAUGGGUUUAGCAGAAACUUGAAAGAUGGGUGGAUAGUCGGAUAAACUAUACUAUGGUUGUGUAGGAAAUUCUUUGGGUAUUGGGUAGAACUCGUAGAAGAUUCAAUUUUUAGGGUCCCUCUUGUUCAAGCAUUUUAAACUUUUAACUAUACUAGUUUAAAUCUCAUGUAACAUAGAUGAUGAUUGAUUCUUUGUUUUACUAGCUUGACAAUAAUAUUGUACAGAAAAUUUUGAAAUUUGUCUAAUGAAUUUGACAAUAAUAAUAAUGUACAUAGUGAAUUUGAAAUCACUUGACUUGGCUU
Molecule: messenger RNA, 4250 nt
Organism: Chenopodium quinoa (quinoa)
Lineage: Eukaryota; Viridiplantae; Streptophyta; Magnoliopsida; Caryophyllales; Amaranthaceae
Product: phospholipase D zeta 1-like
Exons: 20
Coding region: 585-3893 (1102 amino acids)
Biological process (GO): phospholipid catabolic process; phosphatidic acid biosynthetic process; intracellular signal transduction
Cellular component (GO): plasma membrane
Molecular function (GO): D-type glycerophospholipase activity
Source: RefSeq, a predicted model, not a curated record